Rhea pennata is the source of this 2689-nucleotide messenger RNA. RefSeq names its product solute carrier organic anion transporter family member 1C1-like. The coding region runs from base 1 to 2121 and encodes 706 amino acids. Lineage: Eukaryota; Metazoa; Chordata; Aves; Rheiformes; Rheidae. Gene Ontology annotation, molecular function: bile acid transmembrane transporter activity; protein binding. The record is from RefSeq and is a predicted model, not a curated record. Gene Ontology annotation, cellular component: plasma membrane. Gene Ontology annotation, biological process: transmembrane transport; sodium-independent organic anion transport; bile acid and bile salt transport. The transcript has 14 exons.
AUGGAUGGGAGAAUCACUACUGGCCAACUUAAAGAAAAGCCACCGCUCCAGAACCAUAAUGGCAGAGCAGUUCUUGCCAAGCGCAUGUGCCAUAAUUGUUCAAAGUUAAAGAUAUUUCUCGGAGCUCUAGCUUUUUCCUUUUUUGCCAAAGGAUUUUCUGGAAGCUACAUGAAGAGCAUGUCGAGUCAAAUUGAAAGGAGAUUUGAAAUUUCAUCAUCAAUUGUUGGCAUCAUUGAUGGCAGCUUUGAGAUAGGUAACCUAAUGGUAAUGGUAUUGGUGAGUUACCUUGGGCCAAAAGUUCAUCGACCAAAAGUAAUUGCUGUUGGAUGUCUCAUCAUGUCACUCGGGGCAUUUUUAUCAGGAAUGCCUCAGUUCCUAAUGGGACGUUAUAAUUAUGAAAGGAUAACUGUUACUGUGGACAACUCUUCUACAAGUUUAUCAGCUUGCUCCCCUGCACUGCCUGUGGACCAUCCAUUUUCAGAUGCUACGGAAACACCAAGAGAAGUGAAAAACUAUGGAUGUGAAAAAACAUCGAGUUCCUAUCUGUGGCUCUUUGUGCUGGUGGGAAACCUUUUACGUGGAAUUGGGGAAGCACCAGUUAUGCCCCUGGGGGUUUCAUAUAUUGAUGAUUUUUCUAAAGAAGAAAACUCAGCAUUUUACAUAGGUGUGGUGAGAUCCGCGGGCAUGUUCGGGCCGACCUUGGGCUUCCUGCUUGGAUCUUUCUGCGCCAAUCUGUGGGUCGAUAUUGGCAUUGUGGAUAUCGAUGCCAUCAGUAUAAAUCCUAAGGAUACUCGUUGGGUUGGUGCCUGGUGGCUUGGAUUACUGAUCUGUGGAGCAGUCAGCUUCAUAGCGUCAUUGCCUUUCUGGUUCCUGCCGUACUCCUUACCAAAAGAAGGAGAGGAUGAAAAUCCAAAGAUCGGUCAUUUGCCUGUGUCUGUUCAGGGAGAUCAUUGUAAAAUAGAGCCCCCAGCUCAGCCACAGUUAAAGUUCUCUGAGGCAGUAAAAGAUUUCCUACCAACUUUGAAGAAGCUGUUUGGAAACCCAAUUUUCCUGGUGUAUGUGCUCCUCACUAUUUUGCAGUACAAUUCUCUUGUUGGAUUGAUAACCUAUGAGACAAAGUUCAUGGAGCAGCAAUUCAAUAUAUCAGUGGCAAGAGCCAUUUUUCUAAUUGGUGUGAUACUUCUACCCAUCACAAUCCUGGGGAUGUUUCUAGGAGGCUUUCUGAUUAAGAAGUUCAAACUGCAUGUAACUGGAAUGGCAAAGUUUGCAUGCGUCACCUUUAUAAUAGCGUAUCUAUUAAAUCUCUUGUACUUUACGUGCAGUUGUGAGGUGCUCCAAGUGGCUGGACUGACAGCGCCCUACUCUGGAUUAAAACAAUUCUCCUCACCCCAAAACAGCUUCAUAGCCAAUUGCAAUGCAGACUGCAGCUGCAAGAUGAAUCAGUGGGACCCUGUCUGUGGGGACAAUGGAAUCACUUACAUGACAGCCUGCUUUGCCGGGUGUAAAUCGUCAACUGGAAUUGGAAAGGAUAUGGUGUUUCACAAUUGCAGCUGUGUGGAAGGACAUGCGCAUGGACUUGGCAAUUCCUCUGCAGUUUUGGGACAAUGCCAAAGAGAAAGCUGUACCAAAACAUUUCCCUAUUUUUUAGCGUUACAGGCCGCAUGUGCAUUUAUUUUAUGCUUAGGAGGCACUCCUACAUAUAUGAUAAUGUUUAGAUCUGUUUCUCCAGACUUGAAAUCCUUUGCUGUGGGGAUCGAGACUUUAGGUGGUAGAGUACUAGGAGGACUCCCAGCUCCUAUUUAUUUUGGUGCCUUAAUAGAUGAGACCUGCUUGAAAUGGGGAACAAAAAGCUGUGGGGGCUCUGGGUCCUGCCGAGUAUAUGACACAAAAGCAUUCAGAAACAUCUAUCUUGGACUCAUUGCAGGACUACGGGCAGGUUGCUGUUUCUUAUACAUAGUACUCUAUCUUUUAAUAAUGAAACGGUUCAAACCAGACAGCAAAGAGGUGACAGAUAUUAAAAAUAUAGAAAAUCCAACCAGUAAAGAACCAGUUAAUAUCAACAAAAAAGAAACUCUACCUGGUGCAAGAAUUUCAGAGGAUGGUGAAGAAACUUGUAUGUGAAAAAGAAACAAGGCCUUUUCUAAUUCUGCCUAUGUGCCAGUUUUACUAAGCACAACAGAGGUUUUAUUACUGAAUAUAACAGCUAGUUUACAUUUUUCGGGUUCAAAGGAAAAAACGUUGACUUUUAAUUUACUUUAUCAUAUCCUCUUCCCUUCCCUAUCCCAAACAACAGAGGAAAAACGUUUUUAAGAUUUGGGGAAUUCUCAAAUCUCCUUACCCCCAGUUCUCUUUCUAGACCAACUACAGGACUUGCCAAAAUUUUUCAAAUAUCAUAAUUUUGAAUACAUUUGAGAAAUUAAAAAGAAGAAAUCUACAAUAAAAUUCUUUCCUAAGAAACGGCUAAUCAAAUUAUACUUGCCCAGUGGCUGUGAUAGAUUUCAUUGCUUGGUUGAUAAUCCUUGUUACAGACUUUGUCCCCAGCCCAUGCUCAUGCAAGAACCCCUUGGACAUCAGUGAGCAUUUUCUGAAUAAGAAAGUGACAUCAGGAUUUGGCUCAGAACCAGUAAGCAAUCAAAAUGGAUUGAAAAUGAAAGAAAAUGGUGUAUUAAUUUUUGCGACACAUCUCAGU